This is a messenger RNA of Hymenoscyphus albidus, 566 nucleotides long. Lineage: Eukaryota; Fungi; Ascomycota; Leotiomycetes; Helotiales; Helotiaceae. The record is from the annotation of a GenBank genome assembly.
AUGUCUGAUGCGCUUAAAUGGGGGGCUCUAGGUCGAGAAGAUCGUGCAAAAAUAUCUUUACAUGGCGUCGCGAAGUACUUUAAAAACGAGCCAGCUAAUAUCGAAGAAGAGUAUAUUAAAUUCUUUGAAGUACUGUGGUCAAAUUAAUUCUGUGGUGGCGAUGCAAUGUAAGUGAUGGGCAGUAACUCCUUUCCCCACUACUGUAAGCGAUUGCUGACUUGCCCACCAAUCAGGUUCCUUCUGGGUCAAUUUUCCAGAUUCACCAGGUGGCUAAACGACCCGAAGGAAAUAUCUACUUCGCUGGCGAGCAUCUUUCCAAACAUCAUACUUAGAUCGCUGGAGCCUUGGACUCUACCCUUACGUCAGUAAAACAGAUGGUUAGACGGAAUGUACCAGCCCUGGGCAAAGAACAUGUCUUGACGCAUGUCAAGAGUGGGCACUCUCAAGAGCCACCACACAUGGCAGAGUCGGUAAAGUCCGAUGCACGCAAGCUCAGCAUCACUUCGAUUGCUUCUCGUAUCAAAGUUCCAGCGCACUUGAAUGUACCAUUUGUUGAAGGAUCCUAG